UGCUUUUUUUUUAUUUAUUCCUACGUGAGCAGACCCAGUACACUUCUGGCAUAUAAACAGUGAAAAUUACAACAUAAACGAUUACUUAUUCCUGCUUUUGGAGUAACAUUUGUGCUACUCAGAGUUUUGGCUAUCUGUAGGAGUCUAAAAGGAGAUAUUUCCAGCAGGUAAUCACAGAUCUUUCAGAAGGGGGCAGGCUCCCAACUUCUGCCAAGACUAAGGAUGCAACCUAGUGCCUUAUCCAUCAACAAGUUGUGACCAUUGCUAUGAGAAAAAAAUACUUCUAUGUUUUUCUGCAAAGACAGGCUUUUGGAGACCAAAAAUAUUUCUGGAUCUCAUCUUUAUCACUCAGUUCGCCAGACAUCCUUAACCCCAUAGUUCUGUGAACAAGAUCAAGGAAUAUACUUAAAUAAUUUGCUUCCAGUUAAUCCUGUUGGAUGCGUUACUUUCAUUUGGACACAACUCUCUGGCUUCUGUUCAGCUACUUAAGAUUAGUUUCAAGAGUAACAGUGAGAAUAUGGGACAACAAGAAGAAAAACCCCUAAAGGAAAAGUCUCAGUUUAUUAUUAAAGGAUAUGUUCUUCCAGCAAAACUAUGCAUCAGGGAGGCAAAUGCCCUAAACUGCUAUUAUGCUUGUUAUUUAUAUUCUAUGCAAAGACAAAAUAUCUGGGAUCAGAUAUUUAAGUUGUAAGUUUACUAUUUAAGUCAUAAAAUAAUAUUUUAAUAGAGUAAAAGAGUAAUAAAAAAAACCCUAACACCAGGAAUUGCUAACGAAAAUAUACAUGGCAAGUCCAUAUAAAAUGAAGAGUUAGGUUUUCACCUAAUAACAAUAGAAUCUGUGGCCUCAAGCCAAAUGUUGCUCAAAUGACCAAAUGAAAUGGGUCGCAAAGAAACACAUUAUCUGCCUACACUAAAUUGCGACUCAAUGGCUCAGCAAGGCAUCAAAGUGCGCCCUGUGCUGCUGAAGCGGAACAGUCUGGAUUCAGUGGAUUUUCGGAGGCAGCCCCACCAUCGCAGGAGCAAAUCUCAACAAGUCCGAUUCAAAGAUGAUGGAACAGACAACCCACCUGUGGCAGAAUCGGAACUGGAGACAGGAGCUGCUCAAGACCUGUGUGAACUGGGUAAAACACAAACGUCCCUAGUCAGUGGUUCCCCCUUUCUAACUCCCUCUCACAAAGGAUUACAAAACAUUGCCAUACAGACUUCUCCCAGCCUCAGGAAGCACUUUCCGGUAUUUAAAAAGAAAAAAAUCACAACAAGCAAGUCCUUAACAGAAAUGCCGAAUGAAUCUGAAUAUUCCAUUCAAGUCAAUGGCAAUCUUUCUGAGCAGGACAUAAUCUCGUCCGGUCUCUCUUACCUAAGUAUCACGCAGCAUUUAGAUGAUGGACCAAGAGCGGCCAAUCGGCUGUUUCAGAGGGUGCCUAAAGCACAAAGCAACGGGCCUGUCCAUUUGGUUUCGGAUAAAAUUACAAUAGUGGAAAAGGCAACUGUUUCUACCCAGGCCCCUGAAUACACACACCUGGGUUCUGCACAAGAUAAUUUUUCCAUUUAUGGCCCGCACACACAAAUGGAAAUCAGCAGCCCAGUUCAUUCUUCUACAGCUGUCAGACAAUCCAAUGAGAACUGUUCCGUGCACAAGGGCUCAGAGAAAUCUCUCCCCUGCUUAAAUAGUAACUGGAAUGAAGCCAGUGCGGAUCAUAGUUCCUAUGAAGAAAAAAACUAUACUGAGCUACUCGCAUUUAAGGAUGACACUAGCACUAAGGAAACCAUUCUGUCAUCGCCUCAGCUACACCACAGUUCAUUAUGCUGCUCCCUCCAAGAACAUCAGCAGCCAAUUCAGCAGAAAACAGACUCUGACCAUAAGACAUUGACUAAUGAUAUACAAACAACAUCAUUCACUAACAACAAUGCAUCACCGUCUGUUCCCUCAUGUCAAACUGUAACAGAGAACGUUUCUACCAAUACCGAAGUGCCACAGUAUGACAACUGCUUAGAAGGCUUUCACAUAAAUGCCUAUCUUCCAGGGGCUGAAAUAAAACCACACAACAAAGAGAUUAAAGAAAUUAAUCAAAUUCACUUGGCGCACAGCGAGCUGUGUGCCCUGCAAGACAGGCUCCAGUCCGUUGAGGAAUCUCUGCAGUCGAACCAGGAGAAGAUUAAAGUCCUUUUGAAUGUAAUUCAAGAUAUGGAAAAGGCCAGAGCCCUCAAUGAAGGGCGGAACUUCUACCGCACUGGCCAAGAUCUCAACAACUGCAGCACUUGCCAGAACACGGCAUGUAUCAUUUACAGUGUAGAAUAUGACUUCAGGCAACAGGAAGGCAGGUUUCACCAGGUUCUGAAAACACUGGAUGAAGUAGAAGAAUGCCCUCCUGUAGUGGCUCUACAAAGGCAACCAUCUGAUCAUCCAGUCACUGAGAAACAGGAAAUAAGAAGAAAGUCAAAGAAAAAGAAAUGCUUCUGGUGGAUUUGAAAGCCUUAAGAACUGGGUAUGGGUAUGGGCUGGUCCAGCUGUAUGGACUUCAAAUAUGAACAACCCUUCCUUCACAUACUCUGAUUUGUUCCUUCACUCCCUGGUUUGUGUGCCAUGAUGCUCAUUCAGACAAACCAUGGUCUGGAUGCAACAUCUGAACUGGGUCUAAAUCACUAAGAUCUGAAGGGGGAAGUGGUGCUUGUAAGUCAGGGCUGUGUCUACUUUAAUAUACAUAAAAAGCUCAGUCUCAAAAAAGACCGGAACAAGAUAGUUAGAGAUCCAGCUAAACUUGGUAUUUCAUAUUAAAAUUCUGAAAUGAAUGGAACAUUGGUUUUCUUUCUGAAUCUGACACUCUUAGCAAUUCCAUCACAUGACUAUAACUUGGGCAUGAUGGAAUCAUUUGGGUCCCCCAUUCCUUGUUUUGGUUAGCUUGAAUCAGAAUUUCUGAAGCUGCCAGAUUUUGGGUUUCAGAUUUUAUAGCUUAUUUUCCCUGACAAACUCCUUUAUAGCAACUCUGUAUUAAUUGUACCAAAGUGCACCUAACAUCCUUCACAUUGUAGAAAGGUGUUCCUUCUAAAGAAAGCCUAGCAGUCAGCAUAAAUGCUGAUGUAGGAAAAUGUUGAGAACCAGAUUUUUCCAGAUCUUUCAUACAAUAAAAUAUUUAACUAUAAUUCAGGAAAACACCCUGUGACUGUUAUAUUCCAUUUUAAUCACAGCACACAAAUAAGAUAUUUUUUUUAAGCUCUGCACUACUCAAAGUAACUUUGAACUAGGGGGAAAAUUACUUCUUCUGAAACAACAAAUGAUGGCUUGGAUCUUAAAAAUAAGUUAAGGAAGUUCAGAGAAGGAAAAUUUGCUGUCUCCUCCUCCUCUUCCCUGCACAGUUUCUCUGAAUGUCUGGGGAACCCUCCUGAGCAAUGGGGGAUAGGCACAGGGGGCUGCUCAGGAAAAGGAGAAAUGUCCAGAAUUGGGCAUGCUCCCUUCCCCUGGGAAACCCUGAGCCCCAUACAUAGUGGAUCUGGAACCCCCUCUCUCUGGGAAGGCUUUUCAGGAGGUACAGCCAUCUGCAGUAGGGGAGGCAAGAAUGAAGAACUCUUUGUCUAUAAUCUUCAUUACACUGACUGAUUGAUCAAAGGAUCCAGGCCAAAGCACUUCCUGUCCAGGGGACUUGUAGUUUAAACAAAUAGAUAAGACUUAUCUUUGAUAAGUCAUGACAGCACAAAAGGUUAACUUAGGCAGAAAUAUUUAUAACCUAGCCUAUCUUAAUGGGUUGAGGCACACAUAACAUUGCACAGUGUUGGGUUGUAAAUCAGUUCCUGAAAACAUAGCUGUGUGGAACACUGAUAGAAGAAAAGAAAAACACUAAGGCAUGUCCUCCCUUUUCUCCCUGUGUGGUUGCUCCUAGGUGCACAUUCCUGGAGGCUGCUGGCACUGGCAUGGAGACUCUCCAUGUGCUUGGUCCAAUCCAUGUGGUAAGUGCCAAUGUUAUAGCUCCUGUCACCAGAGGGAAACAUUUUUCAGUGGCUUCUAAAAAGAGCAGGAGUUCCUUGAAUGCUGGGAGUCAGGAAAGGAACAGAUCACUGGAUACCUCUCUGUGAACUGCAGGAUAGCUUCACAUUGUUGAUAACAGAUAAUGCUGCACAUGACCAGCUAAGAGCUGGCAGAGGAGGAUUUUUCAUUUUCGUGGCUACAGAAGUAAGUUUCUGUGAUGCUAAGAGAGACAAAUGAGACCCAAAUCAAGUUUUCUAAGAUGUGUUUCUUAGAUCACACUAAGAUUUUAAAGCUAAAAUGUUACUUUCCACCAUUUGGAAUAAACAAUUCCAGAAGAAUAUUGCACCAUCAUUUAGCAUGCCUGUCAGAUAUAAACUGAGAGCUACAUUUUAAAAGGAUAAUGGACUUAUAUGAAUUACAAGCACCAAAUAUAUCAGUUAUCUGCAGCCAUGAGAUCCAUGUUACUGAUGUGCCUUUAGUUUACCCACCCUUGUGUUGCAGCAUCCUUUAAAGAUGGACCACAGAUGCCAAGUUCAGAUGUUAACCUGAGCACGUUUUUCAACAUUACCACCACAUCUCCCUUUAUGGAAACACUGGAAUGUGUUCUUCCAUCAAUCUAUCCCACAGCAUUACAGCAACAUUCUGAUAUAUGGACAACUAGUUGCAGGGACUUCCAGGAUCUGCAGCAACCUAUGUUCAAGGUGACAGACUGAGCAUCCACAGCUGACCAGUUCACAUGUUAUUAAUGUGAAGACGGGUGUCCUGAUCCAGCAGAGAUAAGCAACAUGCAGAAGAAAGUUCCACAUCAGCAUUCAAUCACAGGCCUGGUCUUAUCAUUUGUCAGACUGAGACAGAUGAGUUUGAGUGUCAUGAAAUAGCAGGAAAUGGUUUGUUUAUUCACAAUUAAUUUAUUAUUAGUAUAUUUUUACUUCCAAGUACAGUGGCCAGUUCUUGUGGGGUUUUAUGGCUCAGUGCCAAAAUAACAUGACUGGUUUAGGCACUAUGUACCUUGGGGAGGGGGUGCAACUUAUAGCAGUUCAAACCCAGCACCUACAGUUAUCUAUGGGGUGGUACAUGCUGAAUGAAGUCAAUGUACACAGCCUGUUGCAAAUGUUUGGUGUCAUGGGCUCUGAAAUUGUCACCUUUUUCUGGAAGGGAGAGGCUCAGAAUUCAGGCUUGACCUUUCCUCUGAUAUGUGCUGUGUGAGCAGGUAUUUCAACCAUCUGUUAACAGUACAGACAGCAUCAUCAUACCUUGCUUAUGAGUUUCCAAAGGCACCUUGCUGGUCAAGCUGAAAGCAGAAUCAUAGAAAAGACUGUUUUGAUCUGAUCCACCAAGACCCUUCUUCGGCUCUUGCUUUGAACAUGUGUUAUUUGGAUUUAGGAGGAAAUCUGCAUCAGGAAAAGGAUGGUGCUCACAAACACAUACCCCCCUUGUUAUUUAGAUUUUUGAUGCAACAUUACAAAUAAGUAAAAUUUAUUGACAGUUCACACUAUGCUCAUAUUUCAGCAUUGAGAAUUAGAUUACAUAUAUUUAAAAGUCUUUAUUUAAAAACUAUGUUAGAAAGUAUUGUGUAUGAUGACAGUCUACACCUCUGGAAUGCCUUCCAGAAGGGUUUCCUUUGUAUGUACCUGCAAGCUGGGGAUAGCUUUCAGUAACACUAACUGUAUACAGAAAAUACAUGACGUGCUGCCAUUUUUUUUAAAAAAAAGUGAAAUGAGGUACUUAAGUGAGAAUGUUUGUAAAAUACUGUAUAGCACAUAUUACAUAUUCUUAAACUACUGUACUUGAAAUUACUCUGCUUUGCAGAGGAAAGUGAACUUUUGGAAGAAAAAUUUAAGAAUACCACAGUCAAUCUUCUAUGAACAGUAUCUUAAUUAAAGGUUUGUGUAUUCCUACAGUAUAAUAAAUACCUAUUCUCCUACCCACAGUGACAACUCUUGGAAAAUAAGCAGGCUCCAAUACAGAUUACUUUCCUGAUAAAAUGUAUUAAUCAAAUAUACUAUUUUGUAUAUUUCUAGAUUCUUUUAUUGGCAUAAUAUCUUUUGCAAUAAAUGGACAUAUUUUUUCUG
Podarcis muralis (Common wall lizard) is the source of this 6033-nucleotide messenger RNA. The record is from RefSeq and is a predicted model, not a curated record. Lineage: Eukaryota; Metazoa; Chordata; Lepidosauria; Squamata; Lacertidae.